Eriocheir sinensis (Chinese mitten crab) is the source of this 3267-nucleotide messenger RNA. RefSeq lists its product as uncharacterized. The coding region runs from base 526 to 2496 and encodes 656 amino acids. The record is from RefSeq and is a predicted model, not a curated record. The transcript is spliced from 14 exons. Lineage: Eukaryota; Metazoa; Arthropoda; Malacostraca; Decapoda; Varunidae.
UCCCGUCGCCAGUCUUAUUGAUCAGCGAGGGACGGGGGUGACGCCGCUCCUCCUGCUCCCCGUGAUUCGAGUGGCGGCGGUGUUGCUCUCCCAGGCUCACACAGACACUCUCGGAUGCCUCCCCGCCCUGGCCCUCUCCCUCCAGCUUCCUGUUCCCUAUCUACGCGGCCCUCACACCACUAGAACCUUCCGACCUUCCUGCUGGUGGAGAUAAGCUGAUAGUGGAUACGUGGACCAGACUAAAGGGCCAUAUCACCAGGCAGAGAUAGAGAUGCUCCCAGUGGCGUGAGAGAGAGGAGGCGGGAAAGGCGUGCGUCGUGUGCUCCAGUGAAGGGUGUGAGGAUAAACCGAUAGUGGAUGCGUGGGGUAGAUUAACAAGGGCCAUCAUAUCAUUGGACGUUCAGAGAGAUGCUCCCAGUGGCGUGAGGAAGACGAGGCGGGAAAGGUGGUCUCGUCCUCGUGUGUUCCAGCGAAGAGCGUGAAAAGAAAGAGUCGAGGUGGGUGUGUGGCAUCCUGAAGAGGGCGAUGGUGCUGAUGAGGGUGAAGGGGCGGAGGCUGACGGCGGGGGUGCUGCUGCUGGUGGCGUCCCUGGGCGUGUAUCAUCUCGUCUCCAUCUCCCUGGCCGAGACGAGCGACAGGGUGAUCCUAAGAUGGAAUAUGGAACGGAACAUCUUAAAAUCAGCUUCCAUCAAGAGCCCGACGCACCUCGCCUGCCAGCACCCCGACCUUGAAGUGACCAACCCGGAGAUCUUUAAGUUCUUCCACCAGAUGGACCCUUUGGUGUGCGGGGAGGAGCCGGAGUGGGUGGCGGUUAGGGGCUCGGUGGCCGCCAUCACUGAGGACGCGAAGGCCAAGCACGGGGACAUAGAGUGCGCCUUCACGGAGGUGCUGAGGGACGGGGACGACCACGUAAAGCGCGGGUUCACCACCACCACGCACGAUACCUUCACCUUCACCAACACCGACUUCUACAGCGUCUCCUGCACCGCCCAGGAUGGCAAGACCUGGGAGAACACGAUAGCGGGGAUCCGUGAGGCGGCAGAGGAGGUGAAGGACAACACGGGCUGGGACAAACUACCUCAGGACGCGCUUCACCUCAACUACAUCAUGAUCGGCUUUGACUCCCUCUCACGCAACACCUUUAUCCGCACGCUACCUCGCUCCUACGACUUCCUGACCAAGACGCUCGGGGCCCACGUUAUGCAGGGCUACAACAUUGUGGGGGACGGAACGCCUCAACAGCUCAUCCCUAUACUGACGGGUAAGACGGAGUUGGAGUUACCUGAGACGCGGCGCAGGAUGGGGAACCGCGCCCAGUUUGUCAAUGUGUUUCCCUUCGUGUGGGACGACUUCAAAAAGAACGGCUACGUCACCUUGUUCGCGGAAGACGCCCCACACAUCGGCACCUUCCAGUACAGGCUCCGGGGGUUCGAUUCCCCGCCCACACACCACUACAUGCGGCCCUUCUACGUCAAGACCUACCCCGAGUACAAGAACCACCCCAAACUCUGCCUCAGGAACACGCCAAGACAUAAGGUGAUGCUGGACUACCUGCACCAGUUCAUGACGGUUCACAAGGAGCGGCCCAAAUUCGCCUUCGCCUUCCACGCCGAGCUAAGCCACGACGACUUCAACCUCAUCUCCCUCGCCGACGACGACCUCCACGCCUUCCUCACGCGGCUCCGGGACGACCACCACCUCAACAACACGGUGCUGGUGGUGAUGAGCGACCACGGCCACAGGUUCUCCAGCAUCAGGAGCACGCAGCAGGGUAAGCAGGAGGAGCGGCUGCCCUUCCUGGCCCUGGCGCUGCCCCCGUCCUUCGCCGAGACCUUCCCCUCCGCCGCCGACAACGUGAGGAUGAACAUUCACCGCCUCACCACGCCCUUCGACGUGUACCCGACGAUGCAGGACGUGCUACACUUCCCCGGGGCGCGGCUCGGCCAGGUCACCUCCAGGGGCAUCUCUCUCUUCAGCCAGGUCCCCGCGGCCAGGACUUGCGCGGACGCCUACGUUGAACCCCACUGGUGUGCGUGCCUGAGCUGGGAGCCGAUCAACGUGGAGGAGGACAUGGUGAAGCGCGCCGCCCAUGCCCUGCUGCACUAUAUCAACACCUACACGGCUCCGCACCGCUCCCUCUGUCAGCAGCUCUCCCUCGUGCAGAUCCUUUGGGCCGGCAAGAUGCUCCCCAGUGAAGGUCUGUUGCGCUUCAAGAAGAACAUGGACGUGGACGGGUUUUUGCCGGACUUAACGGACGGCACGGCGGUGAGCGAGGUGGUGUACCAGGUCACGCUCACCGCCUCGCCGGGCCUGGGACGCUUCGAGGCCUCGCUCACCUACUCCAUCAAGCUAGACACUUUCUCCGUCAAGAUGGAUGACGUGAGCCGCACCAACAAGUAUCGGGACCAGGCUUACUGUGUUGAGCGGCGCGUGCUGGACCACCUCAGGAAGUUCUGCUACUGCCGCGAGCCCCCCCCGGAGCCGCAGGACACCUAGGACCUGCCGGACGCUGAGGGACGCCUCCGCAGGGCCCCUCAGUCCCAGGAUGACGCAGUGGUUCUCCGUCACCGCCGCCGCCGCCGCCACCGUCGAAGAGAGGAGGAGUCGGAGUCUCACCCACUGCAUGACCUUGGCCUCUGAAGGGAAGGGGAAAGGGGAAGGAAGUGUAGAGGAAUAGGGAAGGGAAGGAAGGGACCGAAGGGAAGGAAGGAAGGGAAGGAAGGGGAAAGGGAUGGGAAGGAAGGGGAGAAUAGAGGAAGGGGAUGUAGGUAGGGGAGGAAGGAAAUGAAAGGAGGGGAAGGGGAUGUAGGUUAAGGGAUAAGAGAGAAAGGGAAGGGGUUAGAGUGUAAAGGGGAAGAAGGGUGAAGGGGUAAGAGGAAGGAAGGAAGUGAAGGGAAUGGGUUAGACAGGAAAGGGGAAGAGGGAUGAAGGGGAAAGGAUGAACAAGAGGAAAGGAAGGGGUUAGAAAUGGGAGGUAAAAGAGAAAGAGAACAGAAGAAGAAGGAGAAUGGGGGAGAGGGAAGGGGAAGUAGAAGGCAUAGAAAGGGAAGAAGGAGGGAAGAAUAAGGAAGAGGAAACAUAAGGAGAAGGGAAUAAGAAGAGAAAGAAGAAAGAGGAAGUAGAUGGUGAAGGAAGGGGAGAAGGAAGGAAAGAGAAGAAAGAGGGAAGAGGCAAGGAAAGAAGGAAGAAGAUAGUUAAACGUGUAUAUGUGUGUGUAGAUAGGUGGAGGGGGAUAGAGGAGGGAAGGAAGGAGGAGUAGACAGGAAA